Molecule: messenger RNA, 957 nt
Organism: Polypterus senegalus (gray bichir)
Lineage: Eukaryota; Metazoa; Chordata; Cladistia; Polypteriformes; Polypteridae
Product: olfactory receptor class A-like protein 1
Exons: 1
Coding region: 1-957 (318 amino acids)
Biological process (GO): G protein-coupled receptor signaling pathway
Cellular component (GO): membrane
Molecular function (GO): pheromone receptor activity
Source: RefSeq, a predicted model, not a curated record
AUGGACACCAGAGCGAUCAUGAAAGCCACCGGCUUUGUUGUCCUCACGCUGGUCAGUAUCCCAAGCAACUUGAUCAUUUUCUGUGCCUUCCUGCACACCCAACUGGCAGAUGGGAAGCUGAUGCCUGCUGACGUUAUCUUGUGCCACCUCGUCUGGGCUAAUCUGAUGGUAGCGUUUUCUCGGAGUAUCCCACAGACACUCUCAGCCUUCGGUAACAAGAACCUCUUUGAUGACAUUGGCUGCAAAAUUGUAAUCUUCUGGUUCCGUGUUUUCCGAGGUCUCUCCAUAAGCCUGACCUGUCUGCUGAGCACGUACCAAGCAGUUGUCAUUGCUCCUGCCACAUCCAAGCUGGCUCUACUCAAACUCAAAUUGCCCCAGUACCUGCUAUUGUUGCUUUUCCUUCUCUACCUGUUUUGUGGGGUGACCAGUGUGAACCCAAUAAUAUUCACAGUGGCUUACCUCAUCAAUAACACAAUUCCUCCUUACACCUUCAACUUGGAGUUCUGUUUCACGCCAUACCCCGACUACCCAACCUUCAUCGGACAAGGCUUCACCAACUUCCUGCGUGAUUUCAUAUUUAUAGUGCUGAUGGCAGUCAUGAGCGCCUACAUCCUGAUACUCCUCUAUCGCCACAGCCAAAAGGUAAAGCACAUUCGAAGCUCAGACCGUGGCCAAUCAGGAGCCAGAGCAGAAACCCGGGCCUCCCAGGUUGUGGUCACUUUGGUGACACUCUAUGUCAUCUUCUUUGGAGUUGACAAUGCUAUUUGGCUCUAUUCUCUGUCAACGGUGAGGGUGGCGGCCCUGUUGUCUGAUAUCCGUAUCUUCUUUGCCACCCUGUAUACCUCAGUGUGCCCAAUUGUGAUCCUCCUCACCAACCCUAAAGUGAAAUCCAAACUGAGACCUGUCAGAGCUGCACAAGAUGGCCAGUUAAAGGAGGCCUCCAUGUCAAACACAUGA